AUUGUGCUAACGAGGUCGCACGCACGUAUGACGCCGCUGCACUUAAACCGCGUAGCCACGCCGCCACGGCCACUGAACCAUGUCCCAAUUGCACCCGUACCCGCACGCGCGUCAUCCCCAGCCCCAGUCCUACGCCUCGUCCGCCGUCGUCGCUGCCCAGCAAGGCGAGCUCGACACCAGCUGGUUCGUCCCCGAACACCACCAUCCGGCCACCUCGCUCGGUCCCGCAGGAUACGUCCCACCCGCAGCGGAUGCUUCGCAGAGCUAUGGCAGGCAGCAGGCGCCCAGCAAACCUCGCAAGAAGAAGAUAAGGGAGCGCAUCGCCUUGGACGACAGUCAGCCACCGACGACGCAAGGGAAACCUCGCCAACGAGUGUUCCUAGCGUGCGUGCAAUGCCGCAACCGCAAGGUUCGCUGCGACGGUGCUCGACCGAAUUGCUAUAACUGCUCAAAGCGCGCUGCGGAGAGGGAGAAAGCACACGAGGAGCCCGAGCCCGAGUGCUCGUACGACGCCGUCCCGAAACGUCGUGGACCGGAUCGAGACCCCGGAGCGAGGCAGCGCGUAAGCAGAAGCGAGGGCGAACCUGGUCCAGUGCGCAGAAGACGACGCAAGCCGGAGGACAAGACACCGUACCAGAAAGACGGACAGUCAUUAUCCCCACCAGUCGGUGAACCCGCGCCCAUCAUCCGACCUCCAUCGCCGCCUCGGCUGCAUGUCACGAUCCCAUCUCCCCCAGCGCCGAGGUCGGCGUACGCUGCGCCACUGUCGGCGUUAUCCUCGUCGACAUCUCCUCCGUCUACGCUCGCCACCUUAUCCUCGUCAACCCUGUCGAUGGCUUCGGCUACAUCAACAACAACGUCGUACGGGCGAACCCCGAACACGCAGACUUUGCCAUCGGUCCUGACAAGUGACCGCGGACCUAUACAGGCUACCGGGCAUGUGUACUAUCCUCCUUUCGUCGUCGGUUACGGCCUUCCUGGGGUGCCUGGUGCGAAGCUGUACGACGAGGAAGACGACGCAAGCCAGGAUAGCUAUACAGGCUAUGUUACCCAGCCGGCCGAUAUAUCUGGCAUAGCAUUCGACCCGUCGCUCAACUUCGCACGGAAGACGUGGUGGGACGCCCUCGUCGAGCUCUACUACGCGCCAGAACAGUUCCGUCGUGUCCCUGGUCUGCCGAUGAUGACGGCCUCUCAACGUAAUGCCGCAGCGACGGAGAUCACGAUGGAUCUGCGAUUCAUAUUCAGAUCCUCCAAUUACUGGUUCUCGUUCCUGCAUGUUCCGCGCUUCUUCGCUGCCUAUUUCGAUUCGAGCUCCCGAGCCUUCAUGCAGCCGAGCUUGAUACUGAGUUUACUCGCGGUUUCUACCCUCAUCCAAAGCUCGGAGAUCCGCAAAGGACGGCAAGGUCGAGAGAAAGCGUUGCGCCUGAGGGAAGAAGCCCAGGGUGCACUAGAGGCAAGCAUCAAUGCUGGAUGGCUGGACGUAUCGCUCGUCCAGGCCGCCUGGCUGAUAGCCAUGUUUGAAUCGUGCCCGCACCCGUGGGGGACGAAAGAGCGUGCCGCUUCGGCUAUGAAGGUGCUGGACGGCCUGAUUCGGACACUUGCACUCACCUCCGUGGAUAUCGACGCUGUACAGCAACAGACCCAACAGCGGCAACACAUCGCUUCUCCCAUUGCAUCGCAAAGGAAUAUUCAACACCAAUUGUCACCUCACGCGCGGUCCCUAGCGACGCCGUUGCGUCCUGUAACGGUAGCAGCUACGCGUGGGUGCAGAUGCGCCGUUCUGACUCUCGGCGCGAAUUGGGAAGGCGCACGAGAGCAUACUCCUUUGUGGCUUAACACGCCGGCGUGGGAUUCGCGUUGGUCCGAGUCCGAGAUACGUCGCGAGGAGUGCAGACGGAUUUGUUGGACGUCGGCGACGCUCACUGCAUCCCAUGCUAGCUUCGAGCACGCGAGUCGUUUCAGGAGCUCGGACCUCUUCAUGGCGGACCCAGCCAAUUUUGCCGUGAUGUUCUCGGGAGAGUCGUUGCAACCCUACGGCGAUCAAGGGCCGGACACAAUAUGGGCGCUAUCAGAUCGUGCUAGUCUGCUCUGGAGCCAAUGCGUACGUCGAAGGGGUGACACGUCUAUGUCGGACACAGAGAAGGCGCAAUACGCUAUGAGCACCUGGUUGGAGACCGAAGCCAUCGAGGAGGCGCUGAAUAGACACACCUGUGAAAUUGAGAAGUCAUCCAUGUAUCACGCUCGCGAAAUCCUGUUCAACACUCGGAUGUGCAUAUCAUACGAUUAUCAACGUUUCAUCCCGCAAGUGUUCAGUGGUUUUGCUCCACGCGCGAAAGCACAAGAAUGGCUCUCACGCCAGGUCGUCGUGUCGAAGAACGUCGUGUUCAAUCUACAUCAAGUGACGGGAUUCGCGUCUUCUGCCCUCGCCCUCCGCCCUUUCUUCGUGUACUGGUUUAUAGGCCAGGUUUCUCGCGCAUUGACGCUAUGGUCGUACGAUCACUCCCUCUUGGUUGCGCUAGAGGUCUGCAAAGGUAUGCUGGAGCCUAUCGAGUAUCUGUAUGCUCUAUUCCCCUCUCCAAUCCUUCGCAGACGGAUGGAGACUAUCAAACAGCAAACCAUCAACGCUUGCGUAGCCGCGGGCGUGACUCCACCUUCACCCGUGGAUCUUAGCAAGCUGAUUCCUGGUUAUCGCGUUCCAGGUCCGUGAAGGAUGCGUGGAUCGAUCUCCUAUCACGCGUACCUCCGUUCUCUGUCGUGCCAUACCUCAUCACCUCGUCGGCAACUUUUUUGUCGUACGUUGAUGGUUACUCCGCCCAGCCUAUCUACCGAUAUCUUUCCCCCAUCCCCUCGUUCAUCAUCGGCUUCUCAUACACGCAUUUCAACAUUUAUUUCUUCACCUCAAUAGAGUCAUGUGACCUCAUCGAUGUAUAUGUGUACGCGCAUUCCUUUUGGACAAUCAUUC
Messenger RNA from Punctularia strigosozonata HHB-11173 SS5, 2962 nucleotides. RefSeq lists its product as uncharacterized. Gene Ontology annotation, molecular function: DNA-binding transcription factor activity, RNA polymerase II-specific; zinc ion binding. The record is from RefSeq and is a predicted model, not a curated record. Gene Ontology annotation, cellular component: nucleus. The transcript is spliced from 9 exons. The coding region runs from base 80 to 2707 and encodes 875 amino acids. Gene Ontology annotation, biological process: regulation of DNA-templated transcription. NCBI's taxonomy places the organism in Eukaryota, Fungi, Basidiomycota, Agaricomycetes, Corticiales, Punctulariaceae.